CGCAGGCAGACACGGACACGGCCACGGCCGCGCCCAAGCAUUUGCCCACCAUGACCCUCCUCCUGCUCAACCACUCUCCCUUGUCCACAUUAACCUCCUCCUCCUCCCCCUCUUACGCCACCGCCAUCCCUCGAAUUUUUACUCCUCUUCCCUCUAAGCUACUCCGCCGUCCCUCUUUUCUCGGACCCGCCCCCACUCCGCCGCCGGUUCGUCUCUCCCUCCUCUGCUCCUAUUCCUCCUCCUCCGCCGCCUCCGCUCGCUCUGCAGAUAUGGAAUCCAGUUUGGGCCAGAGUUUGUAUCCAUUACACCAUUGUAAAACAAUUCACCUGGUGAGGCAUGCACAAGGCGUCCAUAAUGUAGAAGGUGAGAAGGACCGUGAUGCAUAUUUAUCGGAAGAACUCUUUGAUGCACAUCUCACCUCCCUUGGCUGGCAGCAGGUAGAUAACCUACAGAAACAUGUAAAAUCUUGUGGGAUUUCCAAGAAUGUCGAAUUAGUUAUUGUUUCGCCUUUGUUAAGGACCAUGCAAACGGCUGUUGGUGUUUUUGGGGGUGGAGGUUACACAAAUGGGAUUGACGCACCUCCUUUAAUGGUGGAAAAUGCUGGGAAUAGUAGCCGCCCUCCAAUCUCAAGUCUUAAUUGUCCACCAUUCAUUGCAAUGGAGCUUUGUCGAGAACAUUUGGGAAUUCAUCCAUGUGAUAGAAGGAGAAGCAUUAGUGAAUAUAAGCCACUCUUUCCAGCUAUCGAUUUUUCACUGAUAGAGAGCGAUCCUGACAUUUUGUGGAAGCCUGACAGCAGAGAGAAGGAUGAAGAACUUGCUGCGAGGGGAAUGAAAUUUCUUAACUGGUUGUGGACACGAAGCGAGAAGGAGAUUGCAGUUGUUACCCACAGUGGAUUCUUGAUUCACACCCUAAGUGCAUUUGGAAAUGAUUGUCAUCCAGUUAUACAAAAUGAGAUACGCAGCCCCUUCAAGAAUUGUGAGCUGCGUUCGGUUGUAAUUGUCGACAGAAGCAUGAUGGGGUCAGAUUCUUCUACUACUAACUAUCCUGGAAAAAUACCUAGUGGAGCCGAUCUUCCUACUGAUGCUGAAAAGGAGAGCGUUGAAGUGCCAAAAUAACUGUUGGCAGCAGCGGAUUUGCGUUGACAGUGACAAUAUAACUCUUUGAAAUUUUGAAUUGCUAUUGCCUGCUUUGUGCCCGAUUCUUCUUGAUGACUAGCAAGGCCUUUCUUUUAAGUUCACCUGUGCCCCAAAUUUUCUUGGGACAGGUUCGAGUACUUGCCAUAAUUCAAUUCAUGUAGUCAGUCCCAUUUAGUGGGAUUAAUAGUUAUUUAUACACUCGUUUGCCAAUUCAACAAACGGACAGAUUGUUUGGUUCGAUGAAAAGUUAUAUUUUGACAGAAUGUAUUGAGAUUUUUUGUGAUUUA
Molecule: messenger RNA, 1423 nt
Organism: Diospyros lotus (date-plum)
Lineage: Eukaryota; Viridiplantae; Streptophyta; Magnoliopsida; Ericales; Ebenaceae
Product: phosphoglycerate mutase-like protein 1
Exons: 10
Coding region: 51-1115 (354 amino acids)
Cellular component (GO): cytoplasm
Molecular function (GO): phosphatase activity
Source: RefSeq, a predicted model, not a curated record